AUGGUCGGGACUGAGGACGGUCAGGAGGCCGGAUGGAGGUGUGCUGCAGCUCGACGUCGGAAAUCAGAUCGCCAGUCGCUAAGUGUGGUCGGGCGAUGGUCGCCUGACGGUGGUGCAGGUGGUCGGAAGCUCGACGGUUGGAAGCUCGACGGUGGAAGUGAUGGGCGUGAGAGAGAGAUGAGGGAGAUGAACCCUAAUUUCUUGUCGUCGUGCGUUCGAGAUUCGUUAUAUGUCGGGAAGAUGAAAGACAGUGGAAAAUUUUCAAUUUUUGUAAACUAUGGAGGCCAGUUCGUUAAAUGUGGAACUUCUGUUGAGUACUUAGGUGGUAAAUUUAAAACAGUUCAUGGUUUAGAUGUGGAUAGGUUUGGGUAUUUUGACUUAAAAGAAGUAGUUGAGAAGCUGGGGGUUGAAAAGUUUGAAAAACUUGUAUACAGAAUACCAAGGAACAAUGGAGCAGAUAUGUUUAAAGAUGUUGUUGAUGAUAGUGUAGUUAUGGAGAUGAUUAACCACGCUACUAAGGGAAGAACAUUAUUAGAGGUUUAUGUAGUAGGGGAAAUUAUAGAAGAAGAUAACAGUGAAAAUGAAGCUAGUGUUGAAAGUGCACCAAGGUCAGAGGAACAAUUUGACAUUGAUUCAUAUAUAGACAAUUUCUCUGAUCCUAAGAAUCAUUCUGAUCCUAAGAAUCCUAAUGAUGUGGAUUUAUUAGCUGAGUCACAGAAAGAUGGUAGUGAGUGGGAAAUGGAUGAUGAUGGGAACUGUAUAGGUAGAAGGAAAAUGGUUACUUAUGAUCCAAAAUGUGAUCAUAGUACUCUUGAGUUUAUGUUAGGGAUGAGAUUCAUAAGCAUAGAGGAGUUGAAGAAAGCAUUAAGGAAU
Molecule: messenger RNA, 873 nt
Organism: Striga asiatica
Lineage: Eukaryota; Viridiplantae; Streptophyta; Magnoliopsida; Lamiales; Orobanchaceae
Source: the annotation of a GenBank genome assembly